UCAGAAAGGAGCAGUGGAAAAGCUGAAAACCCAUUCCUUGAAGCAAGGUUUGCAGGGAAAUUAAUCGCCUCCUAUGCACUUUGCCGUUUAAGAAAUCCAUGGAAAAGAUAAACAAUGUCACGGAAUUUGAGCUCUUGGGAUUUUCUCAGAACGUAGAAGUACAGAAGGCAUGUUUUGUGAUAUUUUUCCUCUUCUAUGUCAUCAACCUUGUGGGAAACAGCCUCAUCAUGCUGACCAUCUGUUUUGGAAAACUAUACCGGUCACCCAUGUACUUCUUCCUCAUCUUUCUGUCUCUGAUAGACCUUUGCUACUCUUCCUUCACGGCUCCCAAGAUGAUCAAAGACCUGAUCUCGGAGAGAAAAACCAUCUCCUUUGAGGGGUGUAUGAUGCAACUUUUUGGUGUUCAUUUCUUUGGUUCCACCGAGAUCUUCCUUCUUACAGUGAUGGCCUACGAUCGUUACGUGGCCAUCUGCAAACCCCUCCAUUAUGUGAACAUCAUGAACUGGUCUGUAUGCAACAAAAUGCUUGUGGGCACAUGGAUUGGGGGCAUCAUCCACUCCAUGAUUCAGUUGUCCCUGGUUGUCCGGCUGCCCUUCUGUGGCCCCAAUGUGAUCGAUCACUAUUUUUGCGAUGUCCAUCCCAUGCUGAAACUUGCCUGUGCCAACGCCUAUGUCGCCAGUGUUGUAGACAUGGCCAAUACUGGGACGAUCACUCUGGGGCCCUUUCUUAUCUUGCUCUACUCUUAUACCGUCAUACUGUGGUCCCUGAGACAUCAGAGCAAAGAAGGACGUCGAAAAGCUCUCUCUACCUGUGUUUCUCACAUCAUUGUGGUCAUCAUCUUUUUUGGUCCCUGUGUCUUUAUAUACAUGCGACCGGAUGUCACCUUUACAGUAGAUAAAAUGUUUGCCAUAUUUUAUACCAACAUCACCCCCAUGUUAAACCCUCUGAUCUACACUCUGAGGAAUUCAGUGGUGAAGAAUGCCAUGAAGAAGUUGUGCAGUAGGAAAGUGGUUUUGCAAAAAUAA
Tachyglossus aculeatus (Australian echidna) is the source of this 1025-nucleotide messenger RNA. Its product is annotated as olfactory receptor 4S2-like. Gene Ontology annotation, cellular component: membrane. The transcript has 2 exons. Lineage: Eukaryota; Metazoa; Chordata; Mammalia; Monotremata; Tachyglossidae. Gene Ontology annotation, biological process: G protein-coupled receptor signaling pathway. Bases 99 to 1025 code for a protein of 308 amino acids. The record is from RefSeq and is a predicted model, not a curated record. Gene Ontology annotation, molecular function: G protein-coupled receptor activity; olfactory receptor activity.